AUGACUGGGAUGCGCAAGGCUUGUGGUGUCCUUUGCCUGCUGGCCGUGCCGUGCUUUGUGACGCCGCGAGUCCUGUCACCAAGUCCAGUGCAUCGUGUUGCCAGCGGUGCCAGCAAUCGCAGCGACAGCAGCACUAGCAAUGCUGGAGCUAGUAGGCCCCUGCUGCUGGGCCUUGUUGCAUGCGCAUGUGCUGCAGGGCGGCGCGUGUUUUCACGGGCGCCAGUGGCGCGGAAGGCCCAGGGCUGGGAGGACAUCAAGGUUACCCGCACCAUGGCUGGCUCGCCACGAGCGAAGGUGAUGCGCAAGGCCUGGCCCUGGGAGGAGGAGGACCCGUAUGCCAAGUGUUCAGCCCUGAAGCUGGAAAUCGGCAUGCAGUUCUCCAAGAACAUGCUCACCACCCUCAACAAGCUGGCGGAUUCAGCGGACACCUCUUCGGACGAUGGCCUGCAUAAACUGAUGCUGGACGUGGUGUUGGCCCUCAAGCGGGCUGAGACUUGGCGUUGGUGGUCGGAGUUGGUUGAGGAGACCUCUUGGCGCUAUGCGGACUGUGACCAGAUGCUGUUCGAUGCAGAAGACGAGGGCCGAGCCGCAGCAGGAAAGCUUCAACGCUGGGGAUUGGAGGCGCAAGAGAAGUGGGGCGAUGGAGACUGGGAGAAGGACAAAGAGAGCCGCAUGACGGAGUAUGUGGUGGUCACCCUGAUGGUCAGUUGCUAUGGCGCUAUCUUGGAGGCCAGGGCUGGCCGAACAGCCAAAUUUUGGAUCGACAUUGACGCUCCAUUUUUUAGUGGGAAACCCAAUGAAUUGAGAUUUGGGAUGGAUGGCAUCCAUCCAAAUCACCGUUUUUCAUGGGAAAAUCACAGCAAGAAUGGAGUUUAA
This is a messenger RNA of Cladocopium goreaui, 876 nucleotides long. NCBI's taxonomy places the organism in Eukaryota, Dinophyceae, Suessiales, Symbiodiniaceae. The record is from the annotation of a GenBank genome assembly.